Sporothrix schenckii 1099-18 is the source of this 333-nucleotide messenger RNA. RefSeq lists its product as uncharacterized. The record is from RefSeq and is a predicted model, not a curated record. The transcript is spliced from 3 exons. Lineage: Eukaryota; Fungi; Ascomycota; Sordariomycetes; Ophiostomatales; Ophiostomataceae. Bases 1 to 333 code for a protein of 110 amino acids.
AUGAUGCAUCUCGGCGGCCACAUCUGCCUCUCUUCUGUCUCAAAGUCCAUGUUGGUCUCGCCUCGUGUCAACUCAACGUCACCCGUUUCUGGUAAGAGCGCCGUUGAAACUAAGAAGAAUGGCGUUGGCGACCAGCGGACCGGCUUCGGUGCCAUUUCGACUGUCUGUGCCAUGACCUCCUCAAGUCUCCCGAUAGCCUACGAUCCGAGGCCUUUUCUGUCCGUGCGGGAGCUCAGUGGAUUUCCAGGCAGGGGUUGUCGUUGCGUUGAAAAGAAGGUCGUCGACGAAAAGGUCGUUGUCGUUGACAAGGGUCCCUCACAAGUGCUAAAUUAG